Messenger RNA from Photinus pyralis (common eastern firefly), 2317 nucleotides. RefSeq names its product cytochrome P450 6k1-like. Gene Ontology annotation, molecular function: iron ion binding; oxidoreductase activity, acting on paired donors, with incorporation or reduction of molecular oxygen; heme binding. The record is from RefSeq and is a predicted model, not a curated record. Bases 499 to 1989 code for a protein of 496 amino acids. NCBI's taxonomy places the organism in Eukaryota, Metazoa, Arthropoda, Insecta, Coleoptera, Lampyridae. The transcript has 4 exons.
UUAGAAAUCACCCAUGAAUUUGUGAAAGACGAAUCAAAUUUCAUUUAACUACAUCCCAAAUAGGACAUCCCAGCGAGUGGACCUUUUCUCAACUCGGAAAUAGUAAUUUAGAGAGCUACCUCACGUAUAAUAUCAUAAGUGUUAGUCUAAUUGCUCUCCAUUGGCACUUGUUUAAUAUAGUAUAUAGUACACGUAUAUAACACAAAGCGUUUCAAUAGUAUCAAAUGCUUGGUCAGAAACUACUCCAUCAAACGUUGCUUUCAUGGCAAACACUUUUCUGAAGACCCAAUCUGUCGCUAUGCUUCAAUUUUAGUAAAUAUCGUUGCAACAAAAGUGCCAGUCACUACACAUUAUCAGGAAUUACGUUAGUACUAGUUCUAAUCGUAAAUAAGUACGUUCUAUAAAUAAGUGAGUGACAAGAACAUACGUGCAGUAAGUGGUAGACUAGAUCGACGAGUGCGUUAUUAAAACUAGUAAAAUUGUGCGAUAUUUUGCAACAUGAUGACCCUAAUGGACAUCGUGUUAUUUUGCUUAUCCGCAUUUUUGGCGUUAUAUUUUUACUGUAAAUACAAAUUUAAUUAUUUUAAGUUAAAAGGAGUUCCACACGAACAGCCAACUUUCCCAUUUGGAAACAUCCUAGAUGUGUUCAUGUCGGGUGAACCAGUGGGCCAGUACAUUGGAAAACUUUGCUUGAAAUCCGAGGGACAGUUCUUCGGCUUUUACGCUUUAACGAAACCCUUUCUGAUUAUAAAGGAUCCGAAGAUUGUGAAAAAUAUUCUCAUCAAGGACUUUCACGUGUUUUCAAACCGACACGUUCACGUCGACCCAAAUGUUGAACCGAUCUUGGCCUACUCGUUGCUCGGUAUGAAAACUCCUCAAUGGAAAACGCUAAGAAAGCAAAUUUCCCCGGUAUUCACGUCGGGAAAAAUUAAAAUGAUGAUGCCGCUUAUGGCAGAAUGUGGAAAAAAUUUAGAAAAAUACCUGUCAGGGGUGGUUGGACAGGAUAUUGAGAUGAAGCAUGUUGCUAACAUGUACACGACUGAUGUCAUUGCUACAUGCGCGUUUGGGGUGGAUGCGAAUUCAUUUUCAGACGGAGAUAACGAGCUCUUGAGGUAUGGUAGAAUGAUAUUUCCCAAAACAGCACUACAAUCUCUAAAGACGGCAUCCUACUUCCUUGCGCCUUCGAUAGUAAAGUUUUUCAAAUAUCGUUUUAUUAAUGAGGAAGUGGAUAGAUUUUUUCGCAACGUGUUCAGGAAUGUGAUUAGCCAACGUGAGGCCAGUAAAGUAAAACGAAACGAUUUAGCGGAUAUUUUAAUUGAGAUUAAAAACCAAGACUACGAAGAGAGUGACUUCAAAUUCGAUGAGAACAUUCUAACAGCUCAAGCACUCAUUUUCUUUGGAGCAGGGCAUGAGACUACCAGUUCUACAAUCUCAUUUGCCCUGCACGAAUUAUGCUUUAACCCAAGCACUCAAGACAAGCUCAGGGACGAAAUUCAUACAGUAAUAGGAAAACACGAUGGUUUAUUAACGUAUGAAGCCGUUCAGGAUAUGAAAUACCUACACAUGGUUGUUUCUGAAACCCUUCGCAAAUACCCGCUGACUCCGUUUAUCAACCGCGAAUGCGGCGAAGAUUACAAGGUGGAAGGAACCGAAAUGCUAAUUGAGAAAGGUACACCCGUACUUAUUUCUCAAGAUGCCUUACACCUGAAUCCGAAGUACUUUCCAAAUCCAGAAAAAUUCGAUCCCGAGAGAUUCAGUGCCGAAAACAUCCGUAAGAUUGAAAACUACACCUAUUUACCCUUUGGAGAUGGUCCACGGCUUUGUAUAGGUGAAAGGUUUGCUUUAUUAAGUACAAAGUUGGGUAUAAUUCAUAUGGUUAAGAAUUUUAAGAUGGUGGGAAACUCGCAAAGUGAGGAAUUGCUUAAAUUCUCACGGAUUCCUUUAAGGACUGCGAAAAAUGGCGUACACAUGACGUGCAUAAAAAUUUAGUAUAAGCUAAUUGUAGACAUACAGUAACCUAAGAACAAAUUUAGGAAACGGAGAGAUGAUUAUUGAUUAAUUUAUAAUUGUGCAAGUAUUGGGGGAUUUUUAUACUCACUUGGAACCGUCCUUUGUUUCUCUUGCACAACGAAGAGGAGACACACAAAUAUACUUCUUGGAUGUUUUUAUGGAUAUGUAUAAUUGUAUAAUAGCCCUGUUAUUAUGUAGGUACCUUAACUGACUUUUUCGUGCACAUAUAAGAUCUCAUUUUGAAGGCAAUGUUUAUUCAAGAGGCCCCAUCAUGCUUGGUUAUUAUGUAAAUAAACAUUUUACUCAU